Paecilomyces variotii is the source of this 1401-nucleotide messenger RNA. RefSeq names its product putative L-ornithine aminotransferase Car2. Lineage: Eukaryota; Fungi; Ascomycota; Eurotiomycetes; Eurotiales; Thermoascaceae. Gene Ontology annotation, cellular component: cytoplasm. Bases 1 to 1401 code for a protein of 466 amino acids. The record is from RefSeq and is a predicted model, not a curated record. The transcript is spliced from 3 exons. Gene Ontology annotation, molecular function: pyridoxal phosphate binding; identical protein binding; L-ornithine transaminase activity.
AUGUCUCCAAUUGCAACGUCUGGGUCGCAGCCGGCUGGCCUCAAAUCCACCGCCUCGGACAAGGCCUCCAACUACCAUGCUGCCUCCACGGAAGCUGCCAUUACGGCGGAGAAGGAGUAUGCAGCUCACAACUACCACCCCCUUCCAGUCGUCUUCGCUCGCGCCUCUGGCACGUCCGUAUGGGAUCCAGAGGGCCGUCACUACCUCGAUUUCCUGUCAGCCUACUCUGCUGUGAACCAGGGUCACUGCCACCCCGAGCUCGUCAAGGCUCUGACAGAUCAGGCUUCCAAGCUCACGCUGAGCUCGCGAGCUUUCUACAAUGACGUCUUCCCCAAGUUUGCGGAAUUCGUCACCAAGUUCUUCGGAUUCGACAUGGUCAUGCCGAUGAACACGGGGGCUGAAGCUGUCGAGACUGGUAUCAAGAUCGCCAGAAAGUGGGGUUACAAGGUGAAGGGGAUCCCAGAGAACCAGGCGGUGGUGCUGAGUGCAGCAGACAACUUCCACGGGCGAACGUUCGCAGCGAUCUCCAUGUCGUCUGAUCCCGAAUCGCGCGACAACUACGGCCCCUACCUUCCCAACAUCGGUUCCACGAUUCCUGGUACGGAUAAGCCUAUCACUUUCAAUGACAAGGCUGUUCUCCGAGAAGCCUUCGAGAAGGCCGGUUCGAACCUUGCAGCAUUCUUGGUGGAACCGAUCCAGGGUGAAGCUGGUAUUGUCGUGCCGGAUGAAGACUAUCUGAAGGAAGCCAGGAAGCUGUGUGACGAGUACAAUGCCCUCUUGAUCUGUGACGAGAUCCAGACCGGAAUUGCCCGUACUGGAAAGCUCCUCUGCCAUGAAUGGAGUGGCAUCAAGCCUGACCUCGUUCUGCUGGGCAAGGCCAUCUCAGGCGGCAUGUACCCAGUCUCGUGUGUCCUUGGCCGCAAGGAUGUCAUGCUUACGGUCGAGCCCGGCACGCACGGUUCAACGUACGGCGGUAACCCUCUCGGAUGUGCUGUUGCCAUUCGAGCUCUCGAGAUCGUCAGAGACGAGAACAUGGUUGAAAACGCAGAGAGGCUUGGACAGCUCUUCCGCGACGGACUGAAGGCACUGCAGAGCCCGGUGAUCCAGACUAUCCGCGGAAAGGGUCUGCUCAACGCCAUCGUUAUCGAUGAAAGCCAGACUGGUGGACACACUGCAUGGGAUCUGUGCAUGUUGAUGAAGGAGAAGGGUUUGCUGGCCAAACCGACUCACCAGAACAUCAUCCGCCUGGCACCCCCGUUGGUUAUUACUGAGGAAGAGAUCAAGACCGCCUUAAGCAUCAUUGAGCAAGCUGUCAAAGAGCUUCCCAACCUGAAGGGUGAGGCAGAAGACAAAGUCAUUCCGCCCCCCGAGAAGAAGGUCAAGAUCACCGUCGAGGCGUAA